CAUCAGGAAAAAUUCCUUGCUUCUGACCGGAGGGGUGGUGAUGUGAUACAGAGAUGCCAUGAGAGGCAGCGAGAUUUAGACCUGCAAUCUGGUCCCCACUGAACUCCAUGGAAAAAGCUAAUUUUCUGGGAGAAGAGGGUAUCUUUGCAGAAGAAAAGGAAUUGCAGAAUGCUAUAAAGUUGCCUGGUCACUAUGAACAAUGGCCCAGCUAUACUACAAAAAGGUAAACUAUUCACCGUACAGAGAUCGGAUCCCACUGCAGAUCGUGCGAGCAGAGGCAGAGCUCUCGGUGGAAGAGAAGGCCUACCUCAGCGCCGUGGAGAAGGGGGACUAUGCCAGUGUGAAACAUGCCUUACAAGAGGCGGAGAUCUACUACAACAUCAACAUUAACUGUAUGGAUCCUCUCGGUCGCAGUGCCCUUUUAAUAGCCAUAGAGAACGAAAAUCUGGAGAUCAUGGAGUUACUUCUGAGCCACAGCGUGUACGUGGGAGACGCUCUGCUGUACGCGAUACGGAAAGAGGUGGUGGGAGCUGUGGAGCUGCUGCUGAAUUACAGGAAGCCAAGUGGAGAAAAGCAGGUUCCAACCUUGAUGAUGGACACCCAGUUUUCAGAAUUCACUCCAGAUAUCACCCCAAUAAUGCUGGCGGCUCACACCAACAACUAUGAAAUCAUCAAACUGCUUGUCCAAAGACGGGUAACGAUUCCACGCCCACACCAGAUCAGAUGCAACUGCGUGGAGUGUGUCUCCAGUUCGGAGGUGGACAGCCUGAGGCAUUCCAGGUCAAGGCUGAACAUCUACAAAGCCUUAGCCAGCCCUUCGCUGAUUGCCUUAUCGAGCGAGGACCCGAUCCUGACGGCUUUCCGACUGGGCUGGGAGCUGAAGGAGCUCAGCAAAGUGGAAAAUGAGUUCAAGGCCGAAUAUGAAGAGCUUUCCCAGCAGUGCAAGCGUUUUGCUAAGGACCUUUUGGACCAAGCACGGAGUUCCCGAGAACUGGAGAUCAUUCUCAAUCACAGAGAUGAUCAGAGCGAAGAGUUGGACCCCCAAAAAUGUCAUGAUUUGGCAAAGCUAAAGGUAGCAAUAAAGUAUCACCAGAAAGAGUUUGUUGCUCAGCCAAACUGCCAGCAGCUACUAGCAACGCUUUGGUACGACGGUUUUCCAGGAUGGAGGCGGAAACACUGGGCAGUAAAACUCUUGACCUGUGUCACCAUCGGACUGCUGUUCCCUGUGCUAUCUGUGGCAUACCUGAUUGCACCGAAGAGCAGGCUGGGACUGUUCAUUAAAAAGCCAUUUAUCAAGUUUAUCUGCCACACUGGCUCGUACCUAACCUUCCUCUUCAUGCUCCUGCUGGCAUCGCAGCACAUCGUCAGGACCGACCUUCACAUGCAGGGCCCGCCUCCCACCAUUGUGGAGUGGCUGAUCCUGCCCUGGGUUCUAGGUUUUAUCUGGGGAGAAAUCAAGGAAAUGUGGGAUGGUGGAUUCAAUGAGUACGUACAUGACUGGUGGAAUCUGAUGGACUUUGCAAUGAACUCCCUCUACCUUGCAACUAUCUCCCUUAAAAUUGUUGCCUAUGUCAAGUAUAACGGUUCUCGUCCAAGGGAGGAAUGGGAAAUGUGGCACCCGACUCUCAUCGCAGAAGCCCUCUUUGCAAUAUCCAAUAUUUUAAGUUCCUUGCGUCUCAUAUCCCUGUUUACAGCAAAUUCACACCUGGGACCCUUGCAGAUUUCUCUGGGACGCAUGCUGCUAGACAUCCUUAAAUUCCUUUUUAUCUACUGUCUGGUGCUUCUGGCUUUCGCCAAUGGACUGAACCAGCUUUAUUUUUAUUAUGAGACCAGUGCCUCGGAGGAACCCAACAACUGCAAGGGGAUCCGAUGUGAGAAACAGAACAAUGCCUUCUCCACACUUUUCGAGACCCUCCAGUCGCUCUUCUGGUCUGUGUUCGGUCUGCUGAAUCUCUAUGUCACCAAUGUGAAAGCCAGACAUGAGUUCACAGAAUUCGUUGGAGCCACUAUGUUUGGAACCUACAACGUCAUCUCUCUUGUCGUGCUGCUGAACAUGCUCAUAGCCAUGAUGAACAACUCCUACCAGCUCAUUGCUGACCAUGCAGACAUAGAGUGGAAGUUUGCACGGACAAAGCUCUGGAUGAGUUACUUUGAUGAAGGUGCCACUCUGCCCCCUCCUUUUAACAUCAUCCCAAGUCCCAAGUCUUUCUGGUACCUUUGCAAGUGGAUUCACAAUCAGCUGUGCCCAGGCAAUGACUCUGACAAUGAACAGAAGAGGCAUGAAAACCUCAAAACAUUCACAGAAAGGCAUGCUGACAACCUCAUUCAGAAUCAACAUUACCAGGAAGUGAUCAGAAAUCUUGUGAAAAGAUACGUUGCAGCAAUGAUCAGAACUUCCAAAACCAAUGAAGGUUUAACUGAAGAAAAUUUCAAGGAAUUAAAACAGGACAUCUCAAGUUUUCGCUACGAAGUCCUUGAUCUCCUGGGAAACAGGAAGCCCCAGAGGAGAAGUUACUCUACCAGCAGCACAGAGGUGUCCCAAAAGGAUGAAACAAACGAGGACAGUGCUGGGGAAAAAUCCAAAGCCAAGAGUGUGUCUUUCAAUGUAGCCAACAAAAAGAAGGACUUCAAUGUAUCUGCUCUAAUUAAAACCAUGUCUGGGAUUGAUAUGGUGGAAGAGAAGCCAAAAAGCAAUGGGAUCAGUAAGCGCUCCUUCAUCCGAAAUGGAAAUAGAGUUCAGAGGCUUUCCAGCUCCAAGAAGGAGUCCUUUAAGAGACUGGGCCUGCUGUUCUCCAAAAUGAACGGGCACGUCCCUGAAGCAAAUUCAGAGCCCAUGUACACUAUUUCAGAUGGAAUUAUUCAGCCACACUAUAUGUGGAAAGACAUUAAAUAUUCUCAGAUUGAUAAAGAUAGAGAAGAGAAUUGUUCCAAAAGUGAAAUUAACCUCAAUGAGGUGGACUACAGUGGGAACACGAGACUUACAGGACAGAGCAAGGAGUGCCCUGUGGUUUGUACCAGCUCCCUUCACUGUGCUUCCAGUAUUUGUUCCUCUAACUCCAAACUUUUAGACUCAUCAGAGGAUGUGUUUGAUUCAUGGGGAGAGGCUUGUGACUUGUUUAUAAACCAGUGGAAAGACGGGCAGGAGGAUCAUGUAACAACUCGGCUAUAAGUAAGGCUACCUUAACACCUGCUAGAAAACUUAGCUAAUUAUUUGUAAUUGUUUGCUCUCACCUGAUUCAGCAUUAUGAAUUCCUUUCUGUCCACAGGAGAAAAAAAUGUAAAACUACUUAUGUUAACCUAUUUUAUAGCCAUCUGCACCUUUUUUAAUUUACUUUUUUACACUCACAAAUACUGAACUGAAGGUUUCACUAUUUAUAAGGUCACUGUAAACUACGGGACUCCUUCGGAUGCAGGCUUAGUCUUUAAAUCCCACAUAAUUCAGACACGCUGGUGGCGGAGUAGAGGAUUUCUCCAGUGCACUCAUCAUCAUCCCAGCACCGCUGGGUUAUCAUCGCUGCUAUCCAAUGCCAUCAGUUCCGCAUCCUGCUCAAACCCCGCAGCAUCACAACCAGCUGGUGAGCAGUGGCUUAGCAGGAGGCUGAGAAUCAUAUUUGCAAUCUUUUUAGAAAGUGUUUCAGGUUAUAACUGGCUUUUCAUUUUCUUUAAGCAAUACCACCUCUGAUUCUUUCAGCUGUGUGUUUUUUUCAGGUCAUUAUAUCCAUAUUGUAAACUGUUACUGAAUAAGAGACACCUUUGAUCAUCCAGCUAGAACAUGUGAUGAUUUGCUUAUUUACUUAAUUGCUAUUAAGAAAUUCCCCUCGUAGGGAGCAGAAUGACCUCCCACUUCAGUUGGCAGUGGAAGCUAGCACCUGGCCUUGCUACCAACUUCUACAUAGAUGAAUGGACACAAAGCCAGCUGUGGCUGCUUGAAAGAGAAACCUCAGAGUGGUUCUCCUAUCACUAACAGGGUGCACCAAAACCCAGCCCUAAACCUUCCCCUUAUACCGACCCCCCUGAGCUGCAUUUGGGUUUUGAAAUCCCUGGUUUUAUUUCCACUGCUGCAUUCCUUUUUCGCUGCCUCUCUGGUCAAUAUCAUGCUGUUAGGUAGAAAAUCGUCCUCCUGGUGUACAGCAGUCACUUCCCUGGGUCUGUGAGCUGCAUUUCUGAAAAGCAAGCUCAGCAGUAGCAGCUCAGACUGCAGCUGGCACCCUGGAAAGUUGCUGCAGUUCCUUUUCUAAGGUGCACCAAAAAGCAGUGCAGCAGAUGUUACCCUUCUGUAUCUUAUGUUUUUUUCACCCCUACAACAUUUGUGCUAGGCCCUCUCCAGAUAUUACCCAUGUCCCUGCAUUUUUGUCCUAAGGAGCAUGAGACAGGGGAGAAGACAAUAAGGGCAAAAUGGUUGACACUGCUUUUUAACAACAUGACACCUGAACUUUCUUCAGUGUUGUUGCUAAGAAAUGCAGAUGACUGGCACCUGAUGCUGCUUCAGAGCUGUUAGCAGUCAGCUUUCUUGGAAGAAGCAAGUCCUGAGCUCAGAGAUGGCCCUACCUUACCCCAAAGCUUCCUUACAAGUCCGUGCAGCCAGGCUAAAGGCUCUGUUCCCAGGACAGGUCACACAAGCUGGAGCAUAGCCCAGGGGCAGGUGCCAAAAAAUCACCUCUUGUGCGCAGUACACUGGGAACUGCAUUUGAAAAAAGCAUUUAUGAAGGCUGGAAAAUCUACACCAACACCCCUGGCUCAUGAGAAGCUCUGAACGCAGAGCUCGAGAUGGAGGCUACGGCCAGCCACAGUGUCAAGGAAAAAGAGCAACUAGGAGCAGAGACUCAAACGUGUUUCUGUUCUCCUUGCUCAUGAACGACGCCAGCCCUGUUACCAGCAUGCAGUACAAAGCCCAAAAUAUUUAAGCCCCUAGACAUGCUAGUUAAGACAGAGUGAAAAGCAUUCUUGUAUCAACAGAUUUCAGGCUUUGAUACUAAUUGCAGGGUUAGAGCAGCCUUUGAAAAUUGCAUCUCCUCUUCCUGUAAGUAAGGCUGAGCAAACUGACUUUGGCACUACACAGAGAGUCUUGCAGAAUCGUAGGGUCAGAAGCAAUUUGCUGAUCUUUCAAGAAGAAAUCCAGCAACCCUCUCUUUUACGAUGCAAAUCCAUCCAUAUGUGAGAGCUGCAGUUAGAACCAACUGAAGGCAAUUCUCAAAGCAGCCCACAAUAAAAGCCUGCAGUUUAAUAAACCAGCCUCUGUACAUUUCUGGGAACACGAACAUUAGCAAGAGCUGCUACAGGGGGAUGAAGGGAAGGGUUUGAAUUAUUUUAUGCCUCACCUAAGCACAUUGCAGUUCAGGAAGUCUGCUUGACACGGGGCAGCACAUCUUUGUUACCUUCUAGCACAUAGGAGUGAAAACAACUCCAGUAUGGUUAUGCAGAUUACAUCAGCAGGGUUUAAAGCAGGCGUAGAAGCAGGGUUCAUAUCCUUGGAUGGUGGAAGGGCUUUUAAUUUUUCCAUGAGAGCAAGCACGCUGCUACUGGCUAUGACUAAAUUGUGCCAUUCAACUGCAGCCCUAUGGUAACGGGUACAAAUCUCAAAAUGAAAUGCAAUUAACUCUGCAGCAGUGCCCCCCAAAAAUGUAAAAAUUACACUGGGCAAUGCAAAUCCCUUCUGUACAAACUGCGUGAGUCACGUUCCCCUGCCGUGCCCAGAAAGGGCAGGGGUAGGAACUGCCACAUUGUAAUGGCACAAUGAAUCAAGCAGUCUGCAAUAAUUCCUUGAUAAUGUUAUGUUGAACGCGAGAGGUACAUCAUGGGGCUGCUUGGCUGGGGCUCCUGCAGGAUUUGUUUCAUGAUUCAGAUGCUUCCUAGCUCCCAGCUAUGAGCCAGCCUCAGCUGACUUUUGGAUUUAACGCAAAUAUUUGUGUUAGUAAGUGAUUUAUGCAUGUGUCCAGGAGUAUCCAAAACUGUCAGACUGAUCCCCAAAAAGCCAAGUCUGUUUGACUGCACCUAUGCACCCCCUUUGGUAGCAAUAGACUUUACAGCAACUAGUCAAUUAUUGUUGUUGUUAUUACUACUCUUAAGCAGAAGAUUCAUGUGAAGGAAAUUGAAAUAUUUUGUGAAAAUACAUUUGAUAAGCUUCAAGGAUAGUCAUUAUACACAUGCUAGGAAUUUGGGAUCAUACCAGGUUUGAUCACUUGUCCUAUCUUUAGGUUUCCCACUCUUGAAGUAGCUUUAUUUCUCACCUCCCAUCCCUGGUGUCGUUUUCACCUGUUUUUUUUGAAGCAUCACACCUAAAAACCAUCACCAGUAGAAAGUUAAGACCAACAUCCAGGUACAGAGCACCACACAGAGCUAGGUGUUUGUACUCAGGUCAGAGAUCGAAGUUAUUUCAGAAGUAAGGAAUCAAGCGACAUCUCUCUGCAGAUUAUUUGGGUAAUUGUAUAUUAAUCACAUACUAGUGUAUAUGUAAAUACUCAGCUAUUUGUAUAGUGGUCCCUACAGAAGCAGCAUGCGCAGUGGUUAGAGCGCAGGAUCAGAAAAGAGGACUUCUGAGGUCUGUUCCCAGCUCUGCCACUGCCUCACCUGUGACCUUGGGCAAGUCACUUAGCCUCUCUAAUGCCUCAGUUUCCCCAUCUGUAAAAUAGGGACAAUAAUACUUACCUACCUCGCCGGGGGGUUAGUUCAUUAUUUAUAAGCACUUUCAGAUCUUCAAUUUAAAGGCGCUAUAUACAGUCAGUAGUUAAUACUUGUAGCAGUGGUAUGUACUUUUGUUUUCUUAUGACUAAUUCAGGUUAGGAUUUAGCUAUGUACGUUACGAUAGUUUUCCAUAUAGAAAACUAGCAUGAUUUCCCACGAGGGGAAUUUUGGGGACUUCUGCAGUAGACAGAGAGCAGGAGCAGCAUACUUUGUAAGCCUAAACUCUGACAUCCUCGCUUGUGUGAUUUGUGUCUCAUCUCACCUUACUGCAUUUGUGUUUCAUCCUUUUUCUAAUGGCACGUGUAAAUUUUUAACAGAAACAGUCACUGUAAGUAUUAUUUAAAUAAAUACGUUCAUAUAUAAAUGUAAAACCUUACCUUUUGAGUAGGCUAAGAUUGGUUAACCCAGCAAACUUCUAAGCAUGGGGAGGUUCCACAGCCAGCCCAGCACUGACACACACAAAAGGAUACCAGAGUUGGGCUAUAGGAAAAUUUCAUUCUUUCUUUAGUGUUUGCAUCUCAUCCCGUCGCUGGCAAUGGCAGCAAGUCACGCAGGUGACGAGGUGUCACAGGAAGGUGUGUGACACGCAGGGUGAGGGAGGCCAUAGCUGGGGUGCAACCAGCGCCUGCCCACUUCACCCUGUGGCACGGGAUAAGGCAGCUCCCAGACACUCACCCGGGCACCCAAGAAGCCUCCCUGGGCAGCCAGGAGGCUCUUGUGCCUCUGUGAGGGCUUCACCCUCAUUUCUCCUUGGGUAUGGUUGCUUUUUCUUUAGUGCUUGCUUAGAUAAGAGUCUUUCCUUUGAGUUAGAGGAGCUCUAAGACUUGCAUGGUGAGGGCACGACCUGCAUUUUGAGCUCUCUUACAGGAACAGAAGCAGUGGCAGGGUAUCUCCAGCAGACAUUUGGAGAAGUACAAGUACUGUAAGCAGAGACCUGACUUACUCCUGGGCUAUCCUGCAGAGUCAGAAAGCUACAGGAGCACCAGCUGCUCUGUGCCAGUAACUGCAGGUCCCACUUCCAUUGGGACUUCUCGGCCUUGCUUUGAAGUUUCCAUUUUCCUUUCCCAAAGGCCAAAAUCUCACACACUUAAGUUUACCAGGAAGAGGUUCAAUUUUGGUUUAGUUUUCGGCUGAGUUCUCCCUUAACCAGUCUGUCUGCUGCGUGCUAACACAGAGAUGUCCACGAGAAAGCUGCAUGCAGCCUCAGAGGCCCCUUUCCAAAGGAACAGCAUCGCCCUCCCACCUCCGUUACAACUCCACAAAAAACAGAAUGGAGAAGGAAAAAAAGCAAAGCCACCGAAAUCACGAAGGCUGCCUAGAAUUAAGGAAAGCUAUCACCUUACUAAAAGCUCUCUGGGGCUGUCUUUGGGGUGGGUGCACCCCAAGGGCCCCUUCCUCUCCUGGCAGCACAGGUGGCUGCAGCCAGCAGCAGCAGCAACUUCCAUUCACACAAAGACAAAAUUAAUUGGAAUCGGUGAGACUGCAGUGAAUAACAAAUCAACUUGCUGGAGUAGCAUCUGAAAUAAACUGUUACCAAAAUAAUCUGCAGUUUUCAGCGAAUGUGUAAUUUGAAGCCCAACAAGUAUAAAAUCAAUCCCUCACUGGAUUUUUUGGGGGUGCGGUGGGGCAGUCUGGGCUGGCCACCUAAGUGUAUUUUCAAAUUCAACUGAAUUGAGUUUUCACACUACCACUUUCCCUGUUUCAGACCAUUACACUUGUACAAACAAGUCAUUUAUACAAUUUUUACAUAAUUCCCUCCACCCAAACUAACUACUGCUCUAGAGUAAGUUGAUGAUCAAGAAUGAUGCUUAAAAAGAAGAAUAUGCUUUAUCUAAAAAAAAAAAGUACAUGUAAAAGGCAAAAGCAUUUGAUCCUUAACUUCCAAAUGUUUGAUAGUGUGUUAUGUUUCAGGGAAACGCUUUUACUUGCUCUGCUUUUUUAAGGUGUGCAAAAAAAAAAAGUCAACACUAACUCCCAACCUAGCUCAAACCACCCGCAAUUUUGAAAGCCAAGUUGAUCGUGCAAUUCUUUCUUCAUACACAGACCCUACUCAGUCGGUGGCUCACCAACCAUGGAAGACAGCACUGCCCAUUCCUGCUGGCCAGCAUGUCCUCCUUCAGCAUGGUUUCUUUUGUUUCUUUCGGGGAUUUCCUUCCCCUCCCAUUUACAGCAUUUCCAUCAGCAGUAACUCCUAAACCAGAAGAAACGAUGUGCUUAGACCGAGAGGUGAUCAAUCCAGGAGCUGGCCUUUCGGCACACGAGCUUAACAGAACACUGUGAUACCUUUAGCCAACAGAAUGAAAUGCCUUUUGAGUAUAAAUAGUUGUUUUUGAGCAAGGGGGGCACUUUUUGGUGUAGCUAUUUUUUGGGGUAUUGUACAGUUUUAUUUAAAAACUACUGAAUGUGUUUAUAAGGUGGGUCUGGGAACUAGAGGGCUAGGGAUCUUUGAGAAGCAAAAGGAUGGUAGCAGAUGCUUAAGUACUCUAUUUUCUAUAUGGCAAGCCCUAGAGAAUUGGGCUUACACUGCAAACAGGCUUUUUUUUAGCAAUCCAGUUUUAAUAUCAAAGUAAAUCUUCAUAAAAAAGCUAUCACAGAAACAGCUUCACACCUGAUCAUGUUCUAAAACACCAUUUCAUGGGAUAAAAAAAAAGUGAGGCUUUUUUCCUCUUUCUUUUAUUUUUCGUCAAAAACUUAAUGGCCUUUUACAGGCAACAGAGCUUUCAGAUGUUUGGAGAAUUUUGCUUAUGUAAAGACAGAGUGGGGACCUCAGCAUUUGCCCAUUGAGCAGUAGUAGCCACCCCUAGAGGAAGGGGAGGACGAAAAGGGGGAAGAGCAAAAAGCAAAAACAAACGCUUAGUUUUAUGUACUUUUCUACUUGCAUCUUUUCUGUCUGUAGUGCAGAUUCCACGUCAUUCCCUCGCAUAACAUGUAAAAAUGAAAUGUAUAUAAAUAAAUAAAAAUAUUUAUUUUAUGUGUAUUUUUAGCUUAACUGUAAACUGAAAAAAAUAAAGCAUUUAAUUUUUUUCCCAAAAAUGUAAGCCUAUUGAAAUUCAAGGUGUUUCUACCUUUUCAGAUGUAACAUUUCCAGCUGCCUAUUGAUAAUA
Cygnus olor (mute swan) is the source of this 9785-nucleotide messenger RNA. RefSeq names its product transient receptor potential cation channel subfamily C member 5 (gene TRPC5). Gene Ontology annotation, cellular component: cation channel complex; membrane. Lineage: Eukaryota; Metazoa; Chordata; Aves; Anseriformes; Anatidae. The transcript is spliced from 11 exons. The coding region runs from base 200 to 3169 and encodes 989 amino acids. Gene Ontology annotation, biological process: calcium ion transmembrane transport; manganese ion transport; regulation of cytosolic calcium ion concentration. Gene Ontology annotation, molecular function: protein binding; inositol 1,4,5 trisphosphate binding; store-operated calcium channel activity. The record is from RefSeq and is a predicted model, not a curated record.